Messenger RNA from Mandrillus leucophaeus (drill), 1959 nucleotides. RefSeq names its product OMA1 zinc metallopeptidase (gene OMA1). Bases 110 to 1711 code for a protein of 533 amino acids. Gene Ontology annotation, biological process: mitochondrial protein processing; protein quality control for misfolded or incompletely synthesized proteins. The transcript has 10 exons. The record is from RefSeq and is a predicted model, not a curated record. Gene Ontology annotation, cellular component: mitochondrial inner membrane. Lineage: Eukaryota; Metazoa; Chordata; Mammalia; Primates; Cercopithecidae. Gene Ontology annotation, molecular function: metalloendopeptidase activity.
ACAGCUUUCGCUUCUGCUUGAGUCAGUCCUCACGCUGUUUCCAUAGAAACUAGAGAAGAAAUAGUCAUUUUCAGCAGGAGUUGUUAAAACUGUCUUCCAGGCUUCAGCAAUGAGUGCCAGUAAUCAAGUGAAAAAGAUGAGCUUCAUCUGUGGAUUGCAGUCUGCUGCUAGAAACCAUGUUUUCUUCAGAUUUAAUUCACUGUCUAACUGGAGAAAAUGUAACACGUUAGCAUCAACCUCACAGGGCUGUCAUCAAGUACAAGUUAACCAUAUAGUAAAUAAGUAUCAGGGACUGGGAGUAAAUCAGUGUGAUAGGUGGACUUUUCUGCCUGGAAACUUCCAUUUUUAUAGGACUUUUAACAACAAAAGAACAGGAUGCCUCUCAAGUACCAAAAAUAAGGAAAUUUGGAUGAUUACCAGCAAACGUACUGUAUGGAAUGACUCUUUUUCAAGACAGCUACUGAUAAAAGAAGUUACAGCAGUUCCUAGUCUGUCAGUAUUGCAUCCUCUGAGCCCUUCUCCUGUAAGAGCUAUUAGGAAUUUCCACACUUCUCCACGGUUUCAAGCUGCUCCGGUUCCUCUCUUGUUGAUGAUUCUUAAACCAGUGCAGAAGUUAUUUGCAAUCAUUGUAGGCAGGGGCAUAAGGAAAUGGUGGCAGGCACUUCCUCCUAACAAGAAGGAACUAUUUAAACAAAGUAUAAGGAAGAAUAAAUGGAAGCUAUUCCUUGGUUUGAGUAGUUUUGGAUUGCUCUUUGUGGUGUUUUAUUUUACUCACCUGGAAGUAAGUCCAGUCACAGGAAGGAGCAAGCUACUAUUAUUGGGGAAAGAGCAGUUCAGACUUUUAUCAGAACUGGAAUAUGAAGCACACAUGGAAGAAUUUAAAAAUGAUAUGCUAACUGAGAAAGAUGCCCGAUACCUGGCUGUUAAAGAAGUGCUUUGUCAUCUAAUUGAAUGCAAUAAAGAUAUUCCAGGGAUUUCUCAGAUCAAUUGGAUUCUUCAUGUGGUUGAUUCCCCAAUUAAUAAUGCCUUUGUGCUUCCAAAUGGACAAAUGUUUGUUUUCAGUGGAUUGUUAAAAAGUGUAACCGAUAUUGAUCAACUUUCUUUCCUUCUCGGCCAUGAAAUAGCACAUGCAGUACUUGGACAUGCUGCAGAAAAGGCUGGCAUGGUUCAUUUUUUGGAUUUCCUAGGUAUGAUUUUCCUCACAAUGAUUUGGGCCAUUUGUCCUCGAGAUAGUUUGGCACUUUUGGGCCAGUGGAUACAGUCUAAAUUGCAGGAGUAUAUGUUUAAUAGACCAUACAGCAGAAAAUUGGAGGCUGAAGCUGACGAAAUUGGACUACUGCUUGCUGCAAAGGCUUGUGCAGACAUAAGAGCCAGUUCAGUGUUUUGGCAGCAAAUGGAGUUUGUCGAUAGCCUGCAUGGCCUACCCAAGAUGCCAGAAUGGUUAUCUACACACCCUUCUCAUGGCAAUCGAGUUGAACAUCUGGACAGACUUAUACCUCAGGCUCUCAAAAUUAGAGAGAUGUGUAAUUGCCCACCACUGUCUAAACCAGACCCUCGAUUACUAUUCAAACUCAGCAUGGAGCAUUUUCUUGAAGAAUCAGAGAAAGAAGACCUAAAUAUCACAAAGAAACAGAAAAUGGAUACUCGUCCCGUUCAAAAACAAGAGCAAAUACCAUUAACAUACGUAGUUGAGAAAAGAACUGGCAGUUGAAUUAAAAUUUAUGAGACACAAGAUAUAUGAAGAAUGUUGCAAUCCUUAUCAUUUUAUGUUACUUUUUAAAAAAUGAUGUUUGAAGUGAAGAAAAAAAAAGGAUAUUCAGGGUCAAAUCAUGUAUAUUACAGAUAUUAUCUAAAUUCUUCUAGAAUUUAUUUUUCAUGAAAUAUUGAUAUAUUUUAAUCUAUGUUAAAAUAUCUUGAAUGAGGAAAAUGUCACAGAAUAAAUUUAUAUUAUACAUUUUA